Messenger RNA from Schistosoma haematobium, 7337 nucleotides. RefSeq names its product Origin recognition complex subunit 3. The transcript is spliced from 16 exons. Gene Ontology annotation, biological process: DNA replication initiation; DNA replication. Bases 157 to 2856 code for a protein of 899 amino acids. The record is from RefSeq and is a predicted model, not a curated record. Gene Ontology annotation, cellular component: DNA replication preinitiation complex; nuclear origin of replication recognition complex; nuclear pre-replicative complex. Gene Ontology annotation, molecular function: DNA replication origin binding. NCBI's taxonomy places the organism in Eukaryota, Metazoa, Platyhelminthes, Trematoda, Strigeidida, Schistosomatidae.
AGCACAGAAUAUAUUCAUCUCAAGACAUAUCAGAUAUUCCCAGCAAUUUAUAUAGAAACAUUGAGGAUGACUCAGUUCACCAAUUGUGCAGAACAGGGUUUGAAGGUUGACUGUUUCGGAGUCUAGAAUCCCUUUAUCAUCGCGGUGAAUUCAUCAAUGACGGAGUUCUCUGUUCAUCAUGGAGAUCAGAAAGGUCUUCAGUUGCCGUCCAAUCAUAGGUAUGACCAGUUCCUUAGUGUAUGGAAAUCAAUAAUUUCUCGCGUUGAAAUUCAACUUAGAUUUCUCACUUCAAGCGUAUUCACUGAGGUGUUCAAUUUCAUUGAAAAUUCACAUACUGCCUGGUUAUCAUUGCACAAUUCGGAGACAAAUAGCCUCGUCAAUUUAGAACAAAUUCCAACAGCUCUACUGUUAGCUGGUGUUAAUACUCCCGAUCAUUCUGUUAUCUAUGGCUACCUCAAAAAUUUAAUUUUGGAAUCUGGUGGCCAUGUGGCUGUUAUCAGUCCUGGUGCUAAUACAACAAGUGUCCGUAGUCUUGUUUCUCUUGUAGUGCAGCAACUAUCGGACGAUUCUUAUCACCAAAGUAAACGGCUUAGAAAUGAUGAAGAUUCUGAUGAAAACUCGCGUGUCACCCUUCAAGAUCAUAAGGAACCAAAGUAUACUUCAGUGAAAAAUUUCACUUCGGCUACACGCUCCUCGUAUUUGGCUUUGGUAGAAUGGUACUACUCUGGAACGAAAAAAUACUGUGGCACCAGCGUACCUGAAUGUAAUCCAGAAUUUAAAACACCAGCACCACCAACUACACCACGUUCCCGUUCUCAACGUAGUACCAGUCAACCAAGAUCUCAAAAAUCACAUCAACUUUGUCCUAUGUCAGUUGCCUCGCCUAGAUUGAGCACACCAACUAGAAGAAAUCAGAGAUUUAGUCUACAUUCUAAUGAAGUUAGUAACACUUUAAAAAGCGAACUAGCUGACAGUAUAUCAUCAUCUCCAGGACCAGGAAUGCUUUCUGAGUUAAAACAAAAUUCGUCGUUACUUAGACCUCUAGUCAUUAUUCUUACAGAGAUCGAAUCCAUCCCUGUUCAGGUUUUAUGUGAUUUCAUCGAGCUGACUUCUCUUUAUGUGGCCGGUCAGAUUAGAGGUCGUUCUUGUUCAUUACCAAUAACUUUUGUUUUCGGUUUGUCUACAAUUCCUGAGAUUGGAUUUGAACCACGUUUUAGUGCAUCCAUACUAAGCCGAUUAACAAUUCGACGUUUUUCUGUUCCUUCACCGUCAGCUUUCUUAAAUGUUGUGUUAAAGGAAAUUAUACAAUUUCCUGGAUUACAUCCAACUUAUUCUGUAUUAAAUUAUUUAAUGGAUGGAUUAUUUCUUUGUUUAGAUUAUUCAGUGAAAAAUUUCUUACAACGUUUAAAAUUUUGCAUGUUAGAACAUUAUUUGAAAACACCACAUCCUGAAUUGUUACAAUCACCGGAGUUAGCGUACAAAUAUCUGACAUCAAUAAAUUCUAGAGAUUUAGCUAAAAUUAUCACAUUGGAUUAUCCUUCAUUAGCAAAUUGUGUUGUGGAUAAUACAACAACUUCAACUCCUACUGUCAGUUAUCCUACACUUCCUGUUGUUAAUAACUUAUCUCCACAAACUGCACAACAAACAGCGCAUAGACUUGUCAACAAGAUUGUAGAACAUUUAGAAAACCAUUUAAAAUUACAAUAUUUAAUUCCAUAUGUAUUGAAUUGGUUGUUGAUUAUUAUAACACCAUUAUCGGCUCGACCUUUGGGUAAAAAUAUUGGAGAUUUAUAUCGUUUAUGGUUGAAAAAUGGUUUAGUCAAUGCAGAAGAAUUCAACUUGACAAUCAAUCUUCUAGGUGGAGUGCCCAAAGAACAUUUAUUGGAUUCUGUACAAGAUGCUUAUGAUUAUCUACUGAAAGAAUCUACUUCUUUAAUUCAGACGCAAAAUCCAACUUCAUUUUGGUGGUCGUCGUCUACCUUAUCAGAAGGUAGAAAAUGUUUGAAUAAUUUAGCUGACUCAACCCUGUCUUGGCAUACAAAACUAUCCAUGGCUUGUCAAGAAGCAUCGAUGAAUAAACAACUGUCACAGUGCCAUCAAGAACAGUCUACCGAUAAUGACACGUUGACAAUAACAGCUGCGACUUCUGUCAGUAAUCAGGAUACGGUACUAGUUAAACCCGUUGAAUUUAAUACAAAAAGAAAGAUAAGUUUACGUAAUUUACGUCAGCAUCUUCAAGAAUAUGCAACUUCUUCACCGAAUCGUCCUUUAUCUGCAAUCACUUCAACUAUUCACAAAACUCAAUGGGAUAUAACACGUAAAGAAUUUUUAAAUUGGAUACAAUUAAAAUUAAAUGAAUUAAUUCCAUCAUUUAAUCAAUUACCAUUGCAUGAAGUUUUCUAUGGUCCAUCCAUUAUUGAAAAUAACAUUCAUUCACUAUCAUUCACUGAUGAUGAUUCAUCAAUUCAUGCACAAUUAGCAUUGUCUAUUCGUCGUCGAUUAAAUCCACCAUUUCAACGUUGUUUACAUCUAGCACUUGUGGAUCCCGGUGUAUAUUUACAGAUUGCUGAUUUGAAACUAUCUAAUUCAAGUAGUAUUUCGUCGAAAUUAUUUGAUUUAUGCAUUUUGUAUAAAUUACUCAUUGAAACAAAUAAAAUGGUGAAUUUGUACGAUUGGCUUAUGGCAUUUGCAACUAUACUGGGAGAGGCGGUCGACUCACAAAAUCCUCCAUCUCAAGAGACUCAAUGUCGUUUCUUGCAAGGAUUGGCAGAAUUACAAUAUUUAGGCUGUAUAAAAUCAACUCGUCGAAAAGUGGAUCAUGUUAUACGUUUGACAUGGAUCUCAGGUCUUGUAUAAUCUUAUAACAUUCAAUUCUUUUUACCAAAUAUAUUGAAAUUUUUUACUAUCAAUUAAAAGCAUGAUUAUUUAUUGCAUAUCUAACUGGGGUUUUUUUUUGUUUCUAUAUUUCAAAAGGUCUCAUUUGUUUUUGAAAAUGUAUUUAGGUAUUUUUCUCAUAUUCAGAUCACACACACACACGCACUCACAAAUAUGUAAUUGAGAUUUUUUUGAAUGUAUGUAAACAUUUUAUAUUUAUAGAAUUUAUACACAGUAAAUUGGUCUUCUCUCUGUAUGUUAUUGUUUUAAGUUGAUCGCUUACUUCGUAUGGGAAUGAUGUGUUCUUGAUGAAGUUUUGUUCUCUGAGCUGGAUCAUAUCAAUUAUACCAAUGCGAGAUAAAAGCAAAACAAAGAAGUAAACAAUGACAGGUUUAAGGUUAGCAAGAACCAAUCAACAUCGAGGUCUACAGGACAAGCUGUGAGACACAUAUGUACAGAAAUUCGAACACUUCACUUCUACCUGAAGUUUGUACUGAUGGUUUCGUUCAGAAGAACGAUGAAAGCUUCAUGAUCAAACCAUCCAACUCAGGGAACAAAACUCCAUCAAAAUUAUUCACCUGAGCUAAAAAUCUUCACCAUCUCAAUGAUGUGUUCUAACACAACAGGUAUCUUUCAUUAAUUGUAUGUCCUUGGGACUGUGAUAGAAUUCCUUGGAAAUCAAGGUUGUUUACUUAGAAGAUCUACAAGUUUAGUUCACAAAUUCCGUUGGUGGAUACCACGAUAUUCAAUGGACAAAUAAUUUUCACACACCAUUUGUUUCUUCAAGAGUUUAGUCUAUUUACUCUGUUCGUUUGUAGUUUCUUAUUUCAUCUUACAUAGGCACUGUAUCUAACUUACGCCUGUUACUUCUCAUGGAGGAGCAUAGGCAGUCCAUCAGCAUUCUCCAUCCAACCCUGUCCUGGGCAAUCCUUUCUAGGUCCUUCCAGUUGUAAUUCAUCCUUUUCAUAUCUACUUCUAUUAUCCGACGUAAUGUGUUCUUUGGCCUUCCUCUUUUCCUCUUCCUUUCAGGACUCCAAGUUAGGGCUUGCCUCGUGGUGCACUCUGAUGAUUUUCGUAAUGUAUGUCCUAUCUAUUUCCAUCGUCUUUUCUUAAUUUUCUCUUCAAUUGGAAGCUGGUUUGCUAAAAAAGACGCGAACCAGAUUAGACAAAUUAAAUCAAACCAGUAUCACCUUAUCAUUAUUAUGGAAACUCCUAUUAUCACGUAAUAAUAACCAGUAGGAUUUCUCUGGUAGAACCUAUAAUCAUAAGACAGAAUUUUCAGAUGGGAACUAAACUUCAUUUUCUCUCUUGGUUACACCCUCUCCCCCAAAGUUAUGUGAAGCAUAUUAUUUCGAUUCCCUCAUUGUAUUAAAAUCUUUAUGUUGAAAGUAAGUAUCAUUUAUGUUAAUUUAGUUUAAUAGACAACUAAAAUGCUGUUACAGUUGUUGGUUUCCUGUUCAAGGUACACUUCAAGUUAAACUGGAAUAAUCUAUUUCUCUUCCUGAAUCGAUACAUUUUUUUACAAACCAAAUAUCUUAGUCAGUCAUCAUGAACACUGAAUUGGCUAACUAUUUGCAUUUGACCAAAUUACCAUUAAUACAUUCGCACAAUAAGAUGAAUGGGAAAGGAAUCGAAGUAUUGAUUGUAUUAACUAUAUUGUAAAUAGAUCCAACAUUCAAGAAUAUAUUUUGAGAAAGAUUAAUGAAUUAUGUAUAAAGGAAUACUGAAACUGAAGAUCUAGUGAAAGAUAAGAAAGUGAAUGAAUCUGUGUGAUUGCAAUUGUUUUAAAUCACUGGUCACGAUUAUUUCAUAGAUCUCAACCAGAUAGUCGUCUAUAACUACCAACAUAUCAGAACAAUAGUCAACAUCUUUGUGAACUAAUGUCGUGUUUUUCGUUUGUUUUUCCUUAGGUUUCUUUCAAAUUUUAGACCGGCAAUGGUUAAUUGACAAUUUAAUUCGAUAUCCAAGCACAACUUUGUGUAUUCAAUAAUGAAGUCACACUUUAUGCAUAUAUGUGUGAAGAAUAAUAGUUUGACUAUUACCAAUACUAUAGCUGAUCAAAUUAAACUAUAUAGAACAGAGUUGUUGUUUGAAUCUAUAAAUAUUUGGUUUAAAAGAAUCCAACGAUAUAAUCACUAACUCACUGAAUUCAGUCAAUUGUUUUAUACCUACGACCAGUAGUAGUAGUAGUAGUAGUAGUAAUAAUAGUACAGUAGUAAACUAGAAAUCAGCUUUCAUAAACACAGGUUCUGUUGAAGAAGCCUAACAAUCGGUCUCUUAUUAACGAAUGAACAACUAAUAAUCUUAAUUUUGUCCAUAUCUAAUCAUGUUAAUUUCUUUUGCCGUCAUGUUAUUUCAUAAAAAUUAUUCUUCUGACUAAUCAUUUCGUCAAUCAUUCGAUCUUGCAAACUCUUACUCCUCAAUCAUAUUGUAUCAUGGUAUAUUACCAAAUUGGUCAGCGUUGUCUAUAGUAAUCAAGCAAUCUCAAAACUUUUUAUUAAAAAUAAUCCUGUUGGCAAGACUGUAGUUUGUAGACGAACAAAUCACAUAUAAGUUAACAGGUUUCGGAUUUUAUUUAUUUUAUUUGAGCACAUAGAUAUUUGUGCAAGGGGGCACCAGAUAUAUAUGCGCUACACAAAUCUCAUUUGAUCUGUGUGAGGGCUAUGAUAUUGCCCAGGUGCCCAAAUCAAAACAGGUGGUGUUCUUAGGGGGCCACACCCGGAGCCUUUGACCUAAAGGUCUGAUCCACAAGGCAGUGGAGUAACGUUAGGAGAUAGUCACAGGGUAGCCGGUGACCAAUAAUUGGUUCAUACGCCAUUUGUUCCUUCAGGAUAGUGGAGCCAGCCCAUGUGCACCAUUGGUUUGGAAUCAGGGUUUUUCAACUCACCUAGGUGGACUCUCCAUGUCCACCAACCCAGUUAAAGCACCGGACAUUCGCUUUUCGUCUUCUCAAUUUCGUAAACAACGCCCCUAGUGCGAGAAGUCAGUUAGUAGGACUUCCUUGGCAGAAGCUAUAUACGCGUGACAAUUUGAAAGCAUCUGGAGAGAGAGAGAGAGAGACAGAGAACGGACUCUCCCUACUCUCGACCGUACUAGGACAUUUGGGGGCACGAAAUCCACUCAUCCAUUUAGCUACAUAAAGUUUUGGAAUUAUAGCUGAUGUUAGCUAGUGAUGAAAAGCCAAAAUCUGAUUUCUAACCUUAACCAUCAACUGUAAAUCAUAAUUCGAACUCUUCACACAGGUCCAUAUCUCUCAUUUGGUCCUGAUUAUUGAGUGGACAUUCCUAAAGUCACUUUAGCGUCGCUCAAACGUCCUCCAUAAAUUAUAGUCUCACCAUGAAUCUUAGCUACUAGGAGAUAUUUAUCGAUUAUUAUUACAUAUAUUCCUAUUAGAUAACUAUUAAAUAACUAUAUUCAUAUUCCUUUUAUUAGAAGUUUCCAUUUGACUUAUUGACUACUACCAUUCGACUUACUAUUCUCGAGUUUUUCACAAAUUACUAAUUACAGUCUUUCACAAUCACAGUCACUUUUUCAUUUGAUCUUGUAGUGAUUGUUACUUUCUAUUUUAUGCAAAUAAUGUGGUCUGUUUUGUUUGUAUAUAAUGAACUGAAAUAUAUCUGAAAUAAAUGAUUUGUGCAGUGGAAUCUGAUAUUGGUAUUCGUUCUGGUCUGAACCAGUUGGGUUAGGCAUGAAUCUACUAUCUUGGAAAACCAAUAAGAACUCAGAGUUUACUCGAGAUUGCUCGUACUGGUUAGACAUAGGGCCAAAGUCGUAUAAGUCGGUUGGUUGUGAUUGGUGAUUUAGUUACUUGAUAAUUAACAGGGCAAAACUCAUAACAAUUACUUAUUCCACAAGAAAGAAUAAAUGAAUAAAUAACAAACAACAACACAAACCUGUAAAUAUACACCGGGAUCCACAAGUGCUAGAUGUAAACAACGUUGAAAUGGUGGAUUUAAUCGAUGAAGAAUUAUACAAACUAUGUUUUACUCUGAAAUUCUAUGAUUCAUAUAAUGAAAGCUGAUAUUAUUAGUAUUCUGAACUGAAUUGAUUAAUUGAUAACCCUAAUAUACAUUGAAAUUGUUAAUUAUAAUCAACUACACAAAUCUAGAUCAUCUCUGAUUAACGUGAUUGAUAACUAAUUUGAAGUCAAACUAUACUAUUAGUCCUCCAUUUUUCAACUUAUUCAACAUCAUAUUUCUAGAACAUUUUGGUUUUUAUUAAUCAUAUAACUUUGUUAAUAAUAUUCACUUCAUAUCUCUUUCUUACUUGCUCUUUCACUAUUUUGCUUCAUCAACCAGAAAUCUAAAUGAGUGAAUGAAUGAAUAAGGAGAGAAAGAGAGAAAGAAAUCGAUGCUCAUUGAACAAUGAACAGACUCAUAACAAUCGUAUGCCCAUUAUAUAUUCACUUAGUUUCUCCCGUUUUUUCUUUUGUCUAUACGUGUGGGAUUUCGUUUUCUUGCUUC